AUGACGCCCCCUCCAACUACGCCGAAGGAAAACGUUCAAGUCACUGACGGCCAAGGAAGACAAUUAGUGGUCCCAACAUCCGACAGCAAACUAUACUGCCCGGAAGCAGUCGUCGACAUGCUGUCGUGCAUGACUAUUAUGGAGGAACUCGGACAACAGCAGGAAGAAGAAAAAGGGUGGACAAUGCUCAGCCAAGCGGAAGAAGCACUGCAAGCGGCAAGCGGCAAGCCAUACCCAAUCCACUGUUGGGGAUGCAACAAGGAAGGCCACAACUUCCGAGACUGCCCACACAAAGAGGACCCCCAAGUCCUAAAACGUUUCUAUGAAAAACUGGACCAGUGGAAGCAAUGA
Molecule: messenger RNA, 351 nt
Organism: Cylindrotheca closterium
Lineage: Eukaryota; Bacillariophyta; Bacillariophyceae; Bacillariales; Bacillariaceae
Source: the annotation of a GenBank genome assembly